This is a messenger RNA of Ipomoea nil (Japanese morning glory), 1605 nucleotides long. RefSeq names its product beta-D-glucosyl crocetin beta-1,6-glucosyltransferase-like. The record is from RefSeq and is a predicted model, not a curated record. The coding region runs from base 51 to 1478 and encodes 475 amino acids. NCBI's taxonomy places the organism in Eukaryota, Viridiplantae, Streptophyta, Magnoliopsida, Solanales, Convolvulaceae. Gene Ontology annotation, molecular function: UDP-glycosyltransferase activity. The transcript has a single exon.
AAUUUACAGCAGUGUUCAUGGUAUAAUUUGUCCAAAAUAUUAGUAAAGGGAUGACCUUACCAUAUAUACACAACCAUAGUCACAACAAAGAUCGAUCAAGUAACCUUAGUUUCAUCAUGGAUGAAAAAAAUAGGCUGAGAGUUUUGAUGUUUCCAUGGUUAGCUGUGGGGCACAUCUCACCGUUCUUUGAGUUAGCCAAGAAACUCGCCGACAGAGGUUUUUGCAUCCACAUAUGUUCCACUCCAAUCAACCUUAGUUUCAUCAAAAACAAGAUUCCCAGCCAAUAUUCUUCUUCAAUCCAGUUGGUAGAUCUUCAUCUACCGGAAUCGCCAGAACUCCCUCCUCACUAUCACACCACCAAUGGCCUCCCACUCCACCUCAAUUUCACCCUCCAAAAAACCCUCAAAAUGGCCAAACCCACUUUCUCCACCAUCAUGGAAUCCCUAAAACCAAACUUACUCAUCUACGAUAUUCUCAUGCCGUGGGCCGCCGGAGUAGCGGACUCACACAACGUCCCGGCGGUCCGGUUCUUCACGUCCGGCGCCGCCGUGUGUACCUACUUCAUCCACAUGUUCAAACGCCCAAACGCCGAGUACCCUUUCCCGGAACUCUAUCUACGCAGAUACGAACAAGAGAGAGCUCAGAAGCUGAUGGAUGAAAGAAGGAGCGGAAGGAAAGAUGCCGGCGGCGCCGCCGCCGAGGACGACGGUUCAGACUCCGCCGGAAUUUUCCACAAAAACAUGGUUGUGAUAAGUAGCUCAACGGAAAUAGAGAGGAAAUAUGUGGAUUAUCUCCGGGAGCUACUAAGCUGCAAGGUUUUAACUCUGGGCACGCUAGUUAAGCCGCCGAUGAAAAUGGCGGAUGAAUUUUCAGAGCUUAUGGGGUGGUUAGGGGAGAAAGAAGAAAAAUCAACGGUGUUUGCUUCUUUUGGGAGUGAGUAUUUUCUAUCAAAGGAGGAUAUGGAAGAGGUAGCUUAUGGGUUAGAGCAAAGCCAAGCAAAUUUCAUAUGGGUAGUUAGGUUUCCAAAAGGGAAUGAAAACCCUAAUCUUGAAGAGGCACUUCCAAAGGGUUUUCUAGAAAGGAUUGGAGGGAGAGGGAGGGUGGUCGAAGGGUGGGCUCCGCAGGAAAAGAUUCUGUCCCACCAGAACACAGGAGGGUUCAUGAGUCACUGCGGCUGGAACUCGUUAGUAGAGAGCAUCGAAUAUGGUGUCCCGAUCAUAGCCAUGCCCAUGCAUCUUGACCAGCCUGUGAAUGCUAAGUUGAUGGUGGCGAUUGGCGUAGGGGUUGAGGUCUUGAGGGAUGAUGGUGGGAAGCUUCAUAGGGAAGAUGUGGGUAGAGUUGUUAAGGAUGUAAUUAAGGGAAAAUUAGGGGAGAAUGUUAGGAAUAAUGUGAAAAUUGUGGGUGAAAAUGUGAAACUCAAGAGUAUUCAAGAGAUGGACGAGGCUGCUGUGGUGUUAGCGCAACUUUGUGAUGUUUAAAUUUUGACAAAUUCGCAAAUUACAUUUUAAGCUCUUUUAUUUUAUAAUUUUCACUGUAUUGUUGAAGCAUAUUCCGAAUUUACAAUUAUUAUUUGAGUAAUACUAUGCAUAUUUCUAAUUUUUAUUA